UGGCUGCAGCGGCGGCGGCUGAAGGGGUUGCCCGCUGCAAGAGCGAGCGCAGGGCUGCGGCGGCGGCGAAGCAGCAGGAGGAGGAAGAGGAGGAGGAGGACGAGGAGGAAGAAGGCGCCUGGCUGGCUCGCCUCUCCGGGGCCGGUCGGUCCCAGCUCUGCAGAGCGCAGCGCGAGUGGGAGACCCCCGCCCUGCCCUCGCCCCCGGCUUAGUUGGCCCUUUCUCCCCUUCCGAUCGCUCCGGACCCUUCGUCCCCCCGCGGCACCAUGAGUUGCUCGGAUGAUGCCGCGAAGGAAAAAUUGCUUUGGAAUGUGAAAAAGGAGGUCAAGCAAAUAAUGGAAGAAGCUGUCACCAGGAAGUUUGUGCAUGAAGACAGCAGUCAUAUCAUUGCCCUGUGUGGGAUGGUAGAAAUUUGCCUUCUCCACAUGCUGAAGCGUCGGGCAUCUGGCUUCUUACGGACGGACAAGAUCGCUGCACUUUUCACCAAGGUUGGCAAGACCUAUGACGUGGCCAGUGAGAUAUGCAGGAAAGUGCAGGAGUUGCUGCAACAGGUUGAAGGCAGAAAAUACCAGCCAGCUGGCCAAGAAUCCCUGAAGAGGCAAGCUUCAACCACAAACAAACCCUCUUCGUUGUCCCCACAAGCCAUCAAGCACAUCUGGGUGCGCACCGCCCUGAUCGAGAGGGUGCUUGAUAAAAUUGUGCAAUACCUUGUGGAUAACAAUAGCAAAUAUUAUGAAAGAGAGGCAUUAUUGGCAGAUCCAGUAUUUGGACCCAUCUUGGCCUGUCUUCUAGUUGGGCCUUGCGCCCUGGAUUACACCAAGCUCAAAACGGCUGACCACUUCUGGACAGACCCUUCGGCAGAUGAGUUGGUCCAGAGGCAUCGGAUUCAUGGAACCCAUAGUCGCCAAGACUCUCCUUCUAAACGGCCAGCCCUAGGAAUCAGGAAGCGCCACUCAAGUGGAAGCACGUCAGAAGACCGCUUUGCCGCUUCGGCCAGAGAUUAUGUGGAAUCGUUGCACCAGAACUCACGGACACAUUUAUUGUAUGGAAAGAACAAUGUGCUGGUUCAGCCGAAAGACGACAUGGAGGCCAUUCCAGGAUAUCUGUCUCUUCAUCAGUCUUCUGAUUCUUUAACUCUGAAAUGGACACCAAAUCAGCUCAUGAAUGGGAACCUGGGGGAUUCGGAACUGGAGAAAAGCAUCUACUGGGACUACGCCUUGAUUGUACCGUUCAGCCAAAUUGUCUGCAUCCACUGCCAUCAACAACCUGACCAAGGUGGGACUUUGGUGCUGGUGAGCCAGGAUGGUAUCCAGAGGCCCCCACUCCAUUUUCCACCUGGUGGACAUCUCCUGGCCUUCCUUUCUUGCCUUGAGAAUGGCCUCCUGCCCCGUGGACAGCUGGAGCCUCCAUUGUGGUCCCAACAGGGAAAGGGCAAAGUUUUUCCAAAGCUCCGGAAACGAAACAGCUACAACCGGUCGAUGGACAUGGAAGAAAUGCCAUCGGUCAUGGAGACGGCUACUGAUUACGUCUUCCGGAUUAUUUACCCAGGUCACAGGCACGAGAACAUAACUAUUAACUACCACCACUUAGCUGCCAGCCGCUCUGCCUCCGUCGACGAUGACGAGGAGGAGGAAGACAAACUGCACGCAAUGCUAUCCAUGAUCUGCAAUCGGAACCUCACAGAUUCUAAAAGGAUGAAAGAUAUUAAUGACAUCACUGAGAUGCAAGGAUAUGGUGCUGGCUUCUUUUCAUGGCAGCUGGACCACUACAGUCAAGGUUCCUUAUGUCUCUCAUGCUCCACAGCUGGCUCUCCACACCUCCCCAGCUGCUGCACUUGUAUCCAUGACAGGACCCCUCUAAAACUGUUGUGUGAAAGUAUGAAGAGGCAGAUUGUUUCCAGAGCCUUCUAUGGAUGGCUUGCUCACUGCCGUCACUUGUCCACUGUCCGAACUCACUUGUCUGCGUUGGUGAACCAUUCCAUCAUCCCUCCGGAUAAACCCACGAGUGCUGCUGAGGGAUUGACCAAAGAGGUCUGGAGCAAGUACCAGAAAGAUAAGAAGAAUUACAAGGAAUUGGAGCUGCUGCGACUAGUCUACUACGGUGGGGUGCAACAUGACAUUCGGAAGGAGGUGUGGCCAUUCUUGCUGGGACACUACAAGUUUGGCAUGAACAAGAAGGAAAUGGAGCUGGUGGACAGGGACAUUGUACGCCGAUACCAGAAGGUGAUGAGUGAGUGGAAAGCCUGCGAGGUGGUGGUGAAGCUUCGGGAGAAAGAGUCUCAGACAACCACCAAGUUUUCCUCCGGGAGCAGCAUAGAUAGUCACGUGCAGCGGCUGAUCCACAGGGACUCCACCAUCAGCAAUGAUGUGUUUAUUUCUGUGGACGAAAUGGACUCUGUAGACCGAGACCUGAAGGCCCACGAAGAACCAUCUUUGACCAAGGUUUGCCUAGAUGCACCCACGGUUGUGGUGGCAGUUGACCAACAACAAUCAGUAGAGUUUGAUUCUCCUGACUCCGGGCUCCCUUCUUCUCGGAAUUACUCCGUCACAUCAGGCAUCCUCUCCAGCAUCGAUGAUGGGCAGAGCAUCUGCUUUGAGGAUGGGACCGAAGAGGAAACCGGCCCAGAACUGCAGAGACCGGAUCUAGAUCACGUUUCACCAAUCAAGGGCUUGGCUUGUUCAAGCUGUGCAAUGGAGGAACGGACAUGUUCCGAAACGGACUCUAAAACAGCUGCAGAAGAGAGCAUCUCUGUGUGCUCUGCUUCCUAUACGAUAGAAAUGCUGGACACUGUUGCCUUAAACUUACAUAGAAUUGACAAAGAUGUUCAGAGGUGCGAUAGAAAUUAUUGGUAUUUCACUGCUGAGAAUCUGGAGAAGCUUCGAAAUAUUAUGUGCAGCUAUGUUUGGGAACAUUUGGAAGUAGGAUACGUCCAAGGAAUGUGUGACCUUCUGGCUCCUCUCCUGGUUAUACUUGACAAAGAUGAGCUGGCUUACAGCUGCUUUACUCAUCUCAUGAAGCGAAUGAGCCAAAAUUUCCCCAACGGAGGUGCCAUGGACACACAUUUUGCAAACAUGAGGUCUCUUAUCCAGAUUUUAGAUUCUGAGCUCUUUGAAUUGAUGCACCAGAAUGGAGAUUAUACGCACUUCUAUUUCUGCUACCGGUGGUUCCUGCUAGAUUUUAAAAGAGAAUUGUUGUACGAGGAUGUAUUUACAGUGUGGGAAGUUAUCUGGGCAGCGAAGCACAUCUCUUCCGAACAUUUUGUCCUUUUCAUUGCCUUAGCACUGGUGGAGUCUUAUCGAGAGAUUAUCCGCGAUAACAACAUGGACUUCACUGACAUCAUCAAGUUUUUUAACGAGAUGGCCGAACAUCACAAUGCCCAGGAGAUUCUGAAGAUAGCAAGAGAUUUAGUCUGCAAGGUCCAGACGCUGAUUGAGAAUAAAUGAAAGUCGGAGCUGCUGGGAGAAUGUGAAGAUUUAGCAUCACUGCAAAAAGCUUUUGAAAGGGGGAGGGAGGGGAGAGGGGAUUUUCCUGCACUUGUCACUUCAAACAAUGUUUUAACAGCAUCUUCCAUGUAAUGAAGUAAACAUUCAAGAGAUUUCUAAGCCUUUAACAAGCAAGGAAAAAAAAUAUAUAAAGCUGAGUUUUGAGUGUGCACAAACAAGUCCUCAUUCUUGGACUCAUUUCAGGGCCAAAAAAUUAUUCUUGUGUAUGUUUUAAUUCUCCCAUUUGUUCCAGUUUUGUCGUGUUCGAAAUUGCCUCUUGCCCUGGGGUUGGUAAGCAAGUGUGUAGAGCAAAAAGAACGAGUUCUUCCAAAUUUGACCAUUGCUAUAAUUUUGCAAAAUGAUUGUCUAGGUUUCCAAAGGAAGCUCUUCAGUUGACUAUAGGAAGGAUAUCCUGUAGAUUUGCCCAAAAUUGUACCAGAUUUAGGAGUAAGGAACCCCCUACUCUUAUCAAGCUAGUAGCUCACAGCUUGAAAAAAAACUUGCUAGAUUGAGAUUGCUCUGUUUGUAUAUUUGAUCAGUCAUUCCAAAGCUGAGUUCCAGCAGUGACUGAUCAAAAAGUGGGGAACGGGAAAACCCUUGUAUGUUUCUGCACAAUCUUGAGGGCUAGAGUCUUGAUUUUUUGCUAGGAAUCCAAAAGAAAGUUGAAUUAGCUGGAUUUGGGAGACCGGUCGCUCUAUAGUGCCCAUUGGAGGAUGCCCCUGUCUGUUUUUCAUUUUGUUUUGUGAAUCUGUCCCCAUGGAAAAAUUUUUAUGCAUCCAGCAUGUCUUUAUUUAUCCACUUGCCUUUAACCAAGUCUGUAUUUGUGGCUACACUCCCAACAGCUUCCAAGCUGAAGCGACAGCCACGGAAAGGGGAGUUUGACAUAGCUCUAAAGUGCCAACAACUUCUGUCCAAUGUAAUAACUCUUUUGUUGUUUCUUUCCUUGGAAUGCAAAAAACAAGUAUUUUUUUGGUGGUGGUAGUGGCAUGCACGCACGCACGCACGCAGUCCCUUGGCCCUGCUCGUUUUAUUUUUGUGUGUGUGUGCAAAGUGUUUGACCCAUGCAUGGUUCUGCUGGACAGUUUCAUGGCAGAGGAAAAUGCUUUCUCCUUUGUGCAUAUUUUCUUUGGAUCAGGGGUCUCCAACCUUGGCAACUUUAAGACGUGUGGACUUCAACUCCCAGAAUCCCUCAGCCAGCUGGCAAAGUUGGAGACCCUUGCUCUGGAUAGCAAAGUGAAGUCUUAACCCUCUCCCAGCCACCCUUAUUAUUGAGGGAUCAAUGUUUUAAACGAGGAAAACUCUGCACUACUUUUUUGGAGAAUGUAUCAUAUGGUACACUUUACUAUAUAAAGACAAAAACAAAACAAAAAAAAGAACACCUCACAACCAAACAAAAAAUAAUUUAACUGUGCAAACUUUGUUGUACUGUUUAUUAUAAUGUUCCGCAUAAUGGUAUUUUAUGAAUAUUGUGUAUUUGCCUUAUUUAUUUUUGUCCAGAGCAAAAAUAUUUUCUUUAUUGCUCAAGAAUUUAUCUCAAGUGCAAACAUAUGUAUAAAGAAGAAGAAAAAAUACAUAUUGU
Messenger RNA from Pseudonaja textilis, 5061 nucleotides. RefSeq names its product small G protein signaling modulator 2 (gene SGSM2). Gene Ontology annotation, biological process: activation of GTPase activity. Gene Ontology annotation, molecular function: GTPase activator activity. NCBI's taxonomy places the organism in Eukaryota, Metazoa, Chordata, Lepidosauria, Squamata, Elapidae. The record is from RefSeq and is a predicted model, not a curated record.